Molecule: messenger RNA, 1289 nt
Organism: Marasmius oreades (fairy-ring Marasmius)
Lineage: Eukaryota; Fungi; Basidiomycota; Agaricomycetes; Agaricales; Marasmiaceae
Exons: 5
Coding region: 243-1289 (348 amino acids)
Biological process (GO): L-phenylalanine biosynthetic process
Cellular component (GO): cytoplasm
Molecular function (GO): chorismate mutase activity; prephenate dehydratase activity
Source: RefSeq, a predicted model, not a curated record
GUGAUCUGGAACCAUCUGCAUCAGCAGUCAAUGUCGACUCCCGCCCACCUCCCGCACCCGUGUGAGUUCACUGACUCCGAGAGCGUCGCAAACUUGUCUUUCAGCCUUCACAUCAUCGGUCGACCGUUCUGAGACCGAAAUUUAGAUUCAUUGAUAUCGUGCUAGCCCACACCUUCCUCAUCACACUUCAGACGAUUCCACAUCCAGCGAGUGUAUAUAUUCAAGGCCCCCUCCACAACAACAUGGCGCAAGUUUCGAAUGCUGGGGAUAGCUUACCAACCGUCAUGAGGGAGAAGAGGAAGGAGAGGGAUACAUCACCAGAAGAAGAUGGCGAGGCGGAGCGUUACAGUCAGGCGAAGAAACGAAUAUCAGAGUCUCGAGACUCAGAGGGAUUCAGCCGUCGAGACAUGAACGGGUUUGGCGGUGGGAACCACACGCCAACUGUAGCUUUCCUCGGGCCUUUAGGCACAUACUCUCACCAGGCUGCAUACGAACGGUUCCACGAAACAGCCGACUUUGUCGAGAAGGGCAGGAUAUCCGAUGUCUUUGAUGCGCUGGGAGAAGUAGACUUUGGUGUGAUACCUCAAGAAAACACCAUCUUCGGUCCUGUCGUGGAGACGUAUGAUGCAUUACGAAACAUCGAUUCUAGUUUCAUAUGUGGGGAGGUCACUCUGAAGGUCCAACACUGUCUGCUUGUCAGAGCGGGAGUGAAUAUUUCAGAUAUUACUUGUGUCAUGAGUCACGAACAGGCUUUAGGUCAAUGCAAUGGAUUUCUCACGAAACACUUACCCGACGCUGCAACGACGAAGAUGACCUCGACUGCGGCGGCAGCUGAGACUGUUUCCAAGUCAGCUGGAUCUACCUGUGCGGCGAUAUGUUCCAAGCUAUGUUUGAAGAUGUUUGAAGGUUUAGAACUUUUACGUGAGGGUAUUCAGGAUGAGAGUUCUAACUAUACCCGCUUCUAUGUCAUGGCAAAAGAUGCCAGGGCCGCUCUACCUACACCACACAAUACACCCCACGCUCAUGCUCUACUCCGAGUCGAUUCGAAUGCGGAAAGCAACGGCGGCGAUAUCGCAAAUGUGAUAAAGGCGCUUGAAAUACCUAUAGCACGAAUAGACCGUCGACCCGCUUCGAAUGGAAAGCCUUUCAAUGAUUUAUAUUUCAUCGAGUUACGAGACUCCUCGUGCCCUCCAAACGGCUACCCGACCAAAUGGGAUGAAAAAGUGCAAGAUGCGAUGGAGCGUAUACGGGCCGCAGGUGCAGAGGUCAAGUUACUCGGGCUGUGGUAG